AUGGGAACAGGAUUGGGAACAUGCCCAGACUGCAAGCCAGCAGACGAUGCCACACGCGGCGUGCCGCCCGUGGAGGUGGUUGCAGAGGCAAAGUCGUGGCAGUCAGAUCCCGUCUCCGGCGUCGCCGAUGGGAACGACGGGCAACGAGUGGGUGAACGUGGGCAUGAGCAUGUAGAGUUGAAGAGGAGAGCGGGUGACUUGGGCCGGUUCCCAUCAGCAGGUGCCUCAGAGGCAUCUGGCCAUCUGGCGCUUGACCAUGAUCUGCUGCGAGGGAUAUCCUUGAAGUCGUCUCUGCAUGACUUCGGCAGGCUCUGGCGGAAGUCACCAUUAGAGCUACCAGACGACACCGCUCGUGCAGCCUUGUGGAAGAGGUCUGCCAAGGUGGAAAGAUUGGACAUUUUCUUGAGCCACACAUGGCAUACCCCGGGAUCGCAAAAGGUCCGGGCACUGCUGGUACAGUCUGGCUGCUACUGCUUUGUCUUGGCCUGGUUCCUGUGUGCCGCACUUUGCAUAGUUCUCGAGGUUUUCGCAGGUAGAGGGCUCUACCAGCGCGACUUGUCAGCAAGACUUGGCGGAUUCUUUGGAUCCAUCCUCGGACUCCUGGCGUCGCCCUACCUGCCACAACUCUGCGGAAGCAAGAUGUGCUUUCUCGAUGUGGUAUGUAUCCAUCAAGCCGACCCGGACUUGAUGAAGCGCGGCAUCUACGGCUUAGGAGGCUUCUUGACCGCCAGCUCAGAGCUGCGAAUUUUGUGGAGCCCGCCGUACCUCUCGAGGCUUUGGUGCGUCUUCGAAUUGGCUGCUUUCCGAAAGGCGAAUCCAUCUGGACGUAUUGUGCUGAAACCUCUCUACUUGGAGGUUGGCCUGCUUUAUGUGAUCCUUGUAAACUAUAUGGGCGUCCUGAUUGAGGAGGGGAGAGUUCGGUUUGCAGGGGACAGAGCCUGGGAUGACUGGUGGAUUCUCGCGCGCGCCGGUGCCACUCUUCCCUAUGUCCUGCUGAUACACGGCCUGCGCCGGCUGUGCCAUGAAAAGCACCUUCUCAUGGAGGAUCUCAGAUGCUUCGAGUUGGCAAAGGUGAGUUGCCGACUGCCAAGCGACAGAGAUUUCAUCUAUACCGGCAUUCGUGAGUGGUAUGGAAGCGAGGAGGCCUUCGAGCGGUAUGUGCAAGGCCCCCUCUGCGAUGAGCUGAUCCGCCCAUUUCGGAGAUCAGACCUGCCGGCUGUGUACUGGCUGAUGGCUAUGACGCCCAUAUUUGCAAACCAAGUGGAUCUUUGGCUGAGCAUCCUUAGGAACACAUCGGCAGUUUCGCCAAGUCUUGAUCUGUACCGGCGACUUUUGGCGCUUGUCGUUGCAGACGCUGUGACACUCAUGAACCUCAUGGUCUUGACCUUCUUACUCUGCUAUUGCUUUGCACGCCCUGCCGCAGGAAUGUGCGAUUGCGGAAAGACUCUGCUGGUUUGGUUUGUGCUCCUCCUGGGUUUCAGUGCAUCCGUUGUGCAGACAAACAUCAUGUCCACCUGGGAAGUGACUGUUGGCAUUUCUGCUGCUCAAGUGGUCGCCGGCGUCUUUCUGAGGUGGGUGGUGCAAAGAUGUGGAUGA
Messenger RNA from Symbiodinium natans, 1596 nucleotides. The record is from the annotation of a GenBank genome assembly. NCBI's taxonomy places the organism in Eukaryota, Dinophyceae, Suessiales, Symbiodiniaceae.